GCAGAAGAGUUUAAAAAACAAGGAAAUACAGCUUUUACAAAUAAAGAAUAUGAAAAAGCAAUAGAUUUUUUUUCAAAAGCUAUAGAAUUAGAUCCUUCAAACCAUGUUUUAUAUUCGAAUAGAUCAGCUUCUUAUGCUUCAUUAAAACAAUAUGAUGAUGCUUUAAAAGAUGCUGAUAAAACGAUUGAAUUAAAAAAAGAUUGGCCAAAAGGUUAUAGUCGUAAAGGUGCUGCACUUCAUGGUAUGGGAAGACUUGAAGAAGCUCGCGAAACAUACAAAGAAGGUCUUACUCAUGAUCCAAACAACCAACAAUUAAAAAAAGCGUUGGAAGAAGUUGAAACCGCAUUAGCUCCUAGUAAUACGAAAAUUUUCCCAGAUGAUAUAUUUGCCAGGAUAGCCCUAAACCCCACAUUGAGACCAUAUCUUGAUCAACCAGAUUAUGUUGAAAAAAUUAAAGCUAUUCAAGCUAAUUCUGAGCUUUUAAACGUACAUUUACAAGAUAAACGAAUAACUAGUACUUUUAUGUACAUUUUAACUGGUAAUGCCAAUUUCGAUCCAAAAGAACCAACGUCUCCUACACAGGAUGAUGUGAAAAUGGAAGAACCUAGUAACAAUGAUAGAUCUGCAUCAUCAUCAAAACCACAACCUGAGCCUGAACCUGAGCCUGAACCUGAAGAACGUGAAUUUGAAGAAGCUAUAAAACAUUACGAUAAAGCUUGGGAAUUGGAUCCUACAAAUAUUGCUAUUUUGAAUAAUAAAGCUGGUAAUGCGUAUGGUAGAAUUGGAAAUUCAUAUUUGAAAUUGGAUAACCUUGAAGAAGCAAUUAAAUAUUUUAAUAAAUCAUUGACUGAACAUCGUACGCCAGAAAUACUGGGUAAAUUGAGAGAUACUGAGAAAUUGAAAGUUAAAAAAGAAAAAGAAUCCUAUUUCAAUCCAGAACUAUCGGAUAAGGCACGUGAGGCAGGAAAUGAACUUUUUAAGAAGAGUGCAUUUGCUGAUGCUGUUAAAGAAUACACGGAAGCAAUUAAACGUAAUGAAAACGAUCCACGAGCUUAUAGUAAUCGUGCUGCUUGUUAUACCAAAUUGAUGGCAUUCCAAGAAGCAUUAAAAGACUGUGAAACUUGUAUAAAUCUUGACCCUUCAUUUGUUAAAGCAUAUAUCCGUAAGGCAGCAGUAGAAUUUUUGAAGAAGGAAUAUAAUAAAUGUUCGGAAACAUGUCAAAUAGCAUUAUCUCAUGAUCAAGAUGGUAAACAUAGAGCAGAAAUCUUGCAACAAAUAAAUAAAUGUCGUGCAGCAAUGUAUGAAAAUUCAGCAUCGGAUGAUAAUCCUGAAGAAAUUUUAAAGAAAGCCUCAAGUGAUCCAGAGCUUAUGAAAAUUUUGACUGAUCCUGUUAUGCAACAAAUUCUUCAACAAAGUCAAGAAGAUCCACAAGCAUUUAAAGAACAUUUAAAGAAUCCUAUGGUUGCGGCGAAUAUUCAUAAAUUGAUAAAUGCUGGUAUAAUAAAAACAGGAUAA
Molecule: messenger RNA, 1515 nt
Organism: Entrophospora sp. SA101
Lineage: Eukaryota; Fungi; Glomeromycota; Glomeromycetes; Entrophosporales; Entrophosporaceae
Source: the annotation of a GenBank genome assembly